ACUGUCAUAAAAACUACCACACUUCCUCUCCUGUUACAUAAAAAUCAACUGUUAUAUACCCUCAACUCUUCCUCUCCUGUUACAUACAUCCACACCUGUCCUGUCUAUACCCUCCCCCACUGUCAUACCCUCCACACUCCCCUCUCCUGUACAUACAUCCCACUGUCAUACCCUCCACACUCCUCUCCUGUACAUACAUCCCACUGUCAUACCCUCCACACUCCUCUCCUGUACAUACUGCCCACUGUCAUACCCUCCACACUACUCUCCUGUACAUACAUCCCACUGUCAUACCCUCCACACUCCUCUCCUGUCAUACUGCCCACUGUCCAUACCCUCCACACUCCUCUCCUGUACAUACAUCCCACUGUCAUACCCUCCACACUCCUCUCCUGUAACUUACAUCCCACUGCCACUGUCAUACCCUCCACACUCCUCUCCUGUACAUACAUCCCACUGUCAUACCCUCCACACUCCUCUCUUGUACAUACUACCCACUGUCAUACCCUCCACACUCCUCUCCUGUACACACUGCCCACUGUCAUUACCCUCCACACUCCUUCCUGUACAUACAUGCCCACUGUCAUACCCUCCACACUCCUCUCCUGUACAUACUGAUUA
This is a messenger RNA of Staurois parvus, 621 nucleotides long. The record is from the annotation of a GenBank genome assembly. Lineage: Eukaryota; Metazoa; Chordata; Amphibia; Anura; Ranidae.